AUGUCCCUCUCCCAGCUCACCGCCGACCGAAUUCCCCAUCCCACUCAUCCUGAUCGGUUUCGCUAUAUUCAUAACUUCCAUCGCUACAUUUCUCGCCUCCCUUCUAUUCCUCCGAUUGCUCCGCCUACCGUCACCGCCGCCGAGUCCGCCUACUACGUGCCCGGAUUCCAGGCACCGUGGGACCCUAAUACGGAGGUGGACAUUUAUCUUCUUCACAAUGCCAUGCUCACCACCGGUAGCCGAACCCGCAUCGGCAACGGAGCCCUGUAUUUCGAAGACCCCACCUAUGCCACCGACCCCGCCAUCUCACCCGACCACCCGUACGACGAGCCGCCUGCCGCGCGCCCCCUUCUUGCGCUCCCGCCCAUUCCCGCGGACGAGUCGAACCACAGUGCAGAACCCGCCACCGACCCCACCAUCGUCAGUUCUCUCGUUGCAGCUCAGCCCGCCGUCAUCAAUCUCCGACUCCCACCGACCGCCCCGAGGGCCCCGUCGUUGGCGCAGCUACAGACUGAGCUCGCAGCCCGAGACCCGGUACCCCGCAUCGAGUAUCGACCGAACCACGACAAUGCCUUGGGACGGGCCAUCGACGAGGCCUUUGCACGCUUCGAGCUACACUACACCGACCACAGCACAGGUGCCCGCCAGACCACGGCACCGCUGGCACCGCCGCCCGAGUACCGCCAGCAUGCGCUCGAUAAGAGCCCGCGCGAAUCGACGGCAGCACACGACACCGACGUCAGGAUGGCCGAAGAACAGGAGGGCCCAGAGGCGGGCGAACUGCGCUACCCAACCGACGAAGAAGUGGACCAGCUUCAAGCCGACAGCGAGCAGCCAAGCCCGCUCCACACGCCGCUCACCCCCUCACCGGUAGUCUCACCGCUCGGCUCACCUCGGGAGCUCACCCCGGAAGAGUCCUCUGAUGACCCGCCCACUGUCGUGAUUCUUCGCCAGCCGUACAACCUGCGCCCACGCCCGCGCCCGACUACGCACCCAAGCCAGCAGUAUGCGCGCCCUCCUUCAGCACCUGCCUCUGUCAAACGCCGUCGUCUCGCCCGUCGCAACAAGAGCAAGUCGCCGGCACGCGGCCGUGAGCUCGCUCUACAGACCCUCGAACGAACCACUCUCAACGGACUUCUCGAUGUGCCCCCCCGCCUUUGGACGAAGCGCGAACGCCGGUUUGUUCGCCUCAUCAUGCGCUCACUCCACCGCGCGUCCGAGGGCGGCAUCGGCCAUGGCGAGCCGGCCAGCAUCAUGAACCACCGCCGCAGCUCUCGCGCCAUGGACAUCGACACCGACAACUAG
Trametes versicolor FP-101664 SS1 is the source of this 1305-nucleotide messenger RNA. RefSeq lists its product as uncharacterized. The record is from RefSeq and is a predicted model, not a curated record. Bases 1 to 1305 code for a protein of 434 amino acids. The transcript has 2 exons. NCBI's taxonomy places the organism in Eukaryota, Fungi, Basidiomycota, Agaricomycetes, Polyporales, Polyporaceae.